Molecule: messenger RNA, 3495 nt
Organism: Loa loa (African eye worm)
Lineage: Eukaryota; Metazoa; Nematoda; Chromadorea; Rhabditida; Onchocercidae
Product: CBR-CYK-1 protein
Exons: 26
Coding region: 1-3495 (1164 amino acids)
Biological process (GO): actin filament polymerization; actin cytoskeleton organization
Cellular component (GO): actin filament; cytoplasm
Molecular function (GO): small GTPase binding; microtubule binding; actin binding
Source: RefSeq, a predicted model, not a curated record
AUGUUUGGAUCAAAGAAGUACAAAGGGAAGGAUAGCGGAAGUUUACGAAGUUUCCGACCAGAAAAUGGUCAUCAUCAUCAUCAUGUCUUCUCUAGCCUAUCAAUCCGAUCCUUGCCAGAAACAGAUUGCGCAAGCUUACCGGAAACAAGUAGAGCAAUAAUGGAAUCCAAUUACUAUGAGGUUAAUCGGAUGAACGAUGAUCAAAUUAAUGCCGCAUUUGCUGAAUUACUUAAGCAAAUGAAUAUAAAAGAUGAAAAAUUUCGUGCCUUAUUGGCAGACAAUGAUAUGGAAAAGAAGCGGCAAAUGGUUUGUCAAUCUCAAAGACUUAAUAUGACUACUCAAGAAAAUUCCAAGCGACCGAUUGAUCUGAUUCGACGCAUUGAAAGAAUGCUGAUGUCUGGAGAAGAGGCUAGGCUAAUGAAAGAUGUGCUAAAAGACUUAAAAGUGCAGCUUAGUGUUGAGAAAGUGGAUUGGAUCAAGGAGUUUGGGAACCAAGGUGGUCUUCAUUUAUUAUUCCACAUAAUGCAUAAUCUCAUCGAAUCCCUGUGGCUAUCAGAGAAUUCUGAACGAGAGGAAGAGUAUGCUUUGCAACUCCACGACAGUGUCAAAUGUUUGAAAUCCGUUAUCAAUACAUGGCCUGGUAUGGAAAUGUGCUUCAGACGUCAAUCGAAAAUGUUUUCAUGCUUAGUUGGAGUACUGUCCGUGGUUUCCGACAAGCCAUCCUUGGAUCAUUGGGAUUCACUGAAAUUUGUAACAGUGAGCCUCUUGGGCGUUGUGGCUUUUGUUAAUGAUGAUAAAUUUGAGCUCAGAGGACGUGAGACACUCUUGAAAGCCUUAACCGAAGAAGCCCGAUUACGAAAAUGCGACAGGUUUCGCUGCAUUGUCAGCUGUUUGAAUAAAUCGAACCGUCUUGAUGUAGUGAAAAAAGCCAUGACAUUGGUAAAUGUAAUGCUGGACGUACCGGAGCCGGAUGAUACAAUUACGGAGGAAGGUCGUGCAUCUGCAGAAGCUGCCUGGCCAAUUCGGAUGCAUUGGAGAAGUGAGUUCAUGCGUGCUGGUAUGUACGACUGUAUUCAGUUUUUGGAAAGUUGCACUUUGGAAGCAAUCAAGAAACAGUACGACAAUUUCUGCCGAAUCAAAGAAGCCGAUUUUGCUGAACUCGUAAAUCGGUUUGAACAAAUAAAAGGAGAAUAUGAAGAGCCGGACUGUUGCUACAGCAUUUUGUUAGCUGGUGUGAAAAACACUAGAGCUGAAGGACCAUUUUUGAGCAUUCUGCAACACCUUCUUCUAGUAACCGACGACAUUAACAUAAGGGCAGAAUAUUUUCGACUGAUUGAGAACUGCAUCUCAGAAAUCGUUCUACCGAAAACAUGUGUGGAUCCCGAUUUCCGUGGGAAAUUCGAAUUUACUCAAGAUGUCAUUCAUUUUCUCGAUACUUUGGAAGAUGGUGAAGAAGGAAGGCAAGCGAACAAACGUGUUGAAACGGCCACACAAGCAAAAAAUGAAGCCUUAGCCAAAUUGAGCCAAUAUUACAAGAGGAUGGAGGAGUUUGCAAAUGAGACAGAGCAGCUGAGAAAGCAUAUAAAGGAUCCAAGUGUGCCGCUUCCUCCACCAACAAGCCGUUUACCGCCACCAGAUACCUAUGCUGAAACAGCGAAUAAGAAAUUACCUACACUUACAGGAGGUCUUUCUCCACCUCCUUCAACAUCUGGCCAUCAAGGUGCUCCUUCACUACCACCACCGGCACCACCACCGCCACCGCCACCACCUCCACCUCCGCCUCUUUUGUCAUUUGGAGGCUGUCCUCCACCACCACCACCACCACCAUUACCAGGUGGACAAGGCCCACCUGGGUUGCCAUUACCACCUCGGUUCAUGAAUGAAAUGGUAAGCCCUGAGCUACCAGAAUAUCUAAAGAAAAAACCACGUCGCGAAGUUGAUGUGGCAAUGAAAAAAAUUCCAUGGAGCUCGGCAACAAUCAAACCUAAAGAAAUCAGUAAGGACUCUUUUUGGGCGCAAACAGCGGAAGAGAAAUUCGCAAAUGAGCGAUUGUUUGAAACACUAAAAAAAAAAUUUGCGGCCAAUCGAAAUAGUACCGCUGAUUCUGACUCAACAACAAAUGGAAGGAGUUUGCCGAAGAAGAAAGUCCGAAAACCAUUAGUCAUACAGGAGGAAAAGAUCUUACAAAAUCUUGCCAUUCUGCAAGGAUCGCAGAAGAUACCGCUAGAGGAAUGGAAGCGGAUUUUGUUAGAAAUUGAUGAUCGAGUAAUAUCUUCGGGAACAAUGCAACAGCUGAGAAAUGCUUUGCCACCAUCUGACGCGUUGAAGAAGCUUCAGGAUUUAGCUGGUAAUAAAUUCAAUGAGAUGCCGGAAGGCGAACAGUUUGCUGCAACAUUGGCUUCAAUAAAAGGAUUACCAGCAAGAUUGGAUUCUAUGAUUUUCAUGCUCGAAUUUGAUAAAACUCUUAACGAUUUGAAACCGACUAUAUCGGCUGUGAUAGAAGCAUGCGAUGAAAUUCACACGUCAGCUGGUUUCAAGAUGUUUCUAGAAAUGGUUCUUUUGGUUGGCAACUACAUGGGGCACUCAUCGAAAACAUAUAAGGAUAUAUUCGGAUUCGAAAUGAGUGUACUUAAAAAGUUAAGUGGUACGAAAGAUGUCAACAAUAGCGAAUCACUUUUACACUAUCUCGUAAGUUGUAUGUCUAGAGAAGCAGAUGGUUUGUACGCAAACUUUCCGAAAAAUGAAUUCCUCCAUGUUGAUAAAGCUUCGCGUGUUAAUGCGGAUGAAGUGGCCAAAGGCGUUAGUGCUCUGAAAAAUGCUCUCAAUAAGGUCGAGAAUCAGCUUAAGACAUUUGUCAAGCAAGCAGAAAAUGACUUGUUCUUUGAAAAAAUGGGUCCGUUUUUGUCAAAGGCGAAAACAGAGUGCGAAAUCGUAGAAAAGAUGUAUAACACGAUGAACGCAAAAUGGGAGUCUUUAAGAAAGUAUUAUUCGUUCGAUCCAAAAAAAUACAACAUGGAAACAUUUUUCAGUGAUUUGAAAUUGUUCAAAGAGGAUUACGAAAAAGUAAUCCAUGACAUGGAGAAAAUACGUGAAGCGAAAGAACGCGAGGAACAAAGGAAGAAAAGACUACCAUUGAAGCCCCUGCAACCAGGAAUUGCGGCAUCUCCACUGAAUCGCACCGUCGCAAUCGAAGGGAUCCUGAAAACAGGAAAACAAGAUUUGGGUGUUGUGGAUGAAAUUGAGAAGAUAUUAGAAGCAGGAUACUUGGAAGGGGCAGAACGGAAGACACCAAGGAGAACACCACGUACUCGUGCUGGUCGCGCUGCAAUGGAACGGCAACGUUCACUCGCUUCUGAAGAACAUAUGUCAGCGAUAUCCGGUUCCGGAAUAUUGCAACUUCCAACGCAGUAUCGAAUACGGAGGAAAGGACAGCCCACAUUACUCGUACAGGCAGGUGCAGUAUCGGUACUGCCAAAAGAAAAUGAAAAGCCAUGA